Messenger RNA from Nyctereutes procyonoides (raccoon dog), 1719 nucleotides. RefSeq names its product double C2 domain alpha (gene DOC2A). The record is from RefSeq and is a predicted model, not a curated record. NCBI's taxonomy places the organism in Eukaryota, Metazoa, Chordata, Mammalia, Carnivora, Canidae. Bases 135 to 1568 code for a protein of 477 amino acids. Gene Ontology annotation, cellular component: membrane. The transcript has 10 exons.
CUCUCACCGCCGGACUCCGAGCUCUUCUCGCUGGCCGCCCCGGGAAUCGCCGGCCGCCACCGCCCAGCCCGUCCCCGCCGUCCCCCCAGUGCUUGGGCACCUGUUGGAGGCAGAGACACAGCCAGGGGUGCUGCAUGAGGGGCCGCAGGGGCGACCGCAUGACCAUCAACAUCCAGGAGCACAUGGCCAUCAACGUGUGCCCCGGACCCAUCCGGCCCAUCCGGCAGAUCUCUGACUACUUCCCCCGCCGGGCACUGGGACCAGAAGGCGGGGGCAGAGAUCUCAGGGAGGCCCCUGCUCGGCUGGCGCCCCUGGCCCUGGCCCCGCCUGCAGCCCUCCUUGGGGCCACCACACCCGAGGACGGAGCUGAGGUGGACAGUUACGACUCGGAUGAUACCACCGCCCUGGGCAUGCUGGAGUUCGACCUUCUCUACGACCAGGCCUCCUGCACUCUGCACUGUAGUAUUCUCAGGGCCAAGGGCCUCAAGCCCAUGGAUUUCAAUGGCCUUGCUGACCCCUACGUCAAGCUGCACCUGCUGCCUGGAGCCUGCAAGGCCAAUAAGCUAAAAACUAAGACUCAGAGGAACACACUGAAUCCUGUCUGGAAUGAGGACCUGACAUACAGUGGGAUCACGGAUGAUGAUAUCACCCACAAGGUGCUCAGGAUCUCCGUCUGUGAUGAGGACAAGCUGAGCCACAAUGAAUUCAUCGGGGAGAUCCGAGUACCCCUCCGCCGCCUCAAGCCUUCACAGAAGAAACAUUUUAACAUUUGCCUUGAGCGCCAGGUCCCGGUCUGUUUGGCUUCACCAUCCUCCAUGUCAGCGGCCCUGAGGGGCAUCUCCUGUUACCUGAAGGAGCUGGAGCAGGCCGAGCAGGGGCCUGGGCUGCUGGAAGAGCGUGGGCGCAUCCUACUGAGUCUCAGCUACAGCUCUCGGCGCCGGGGUCUGCUGGUGGGCAUUGUGCGCUGUGCCCACCUGGCCGCCAUGGACGUCAAUGGCUACUCCGACCCCUACGUCAAGACGUACUUGAGGCCUGAUGUGGAUAAGAAAUCCAAGCACAAAACAUGUGUGAAGAAGAAGACUCUCAAUCCGGAAUUUAAUGAGGACUUCUUCUAUGAGAUGGAACUCUCUGCUCUGGCCACCAAGACUCUGGAAGUCACAGUCUGGGACUAUGACAUCGGAAAAUCCAAUGACUUCAUCGGUGAGGGAGGAGCCUGCCUGCUGGGUGGUACUGAUGGAUGGGGGGUGGGUGGUGGUGUUGGAGGGGGUUGGAGAGGUGGGCAUAUUGGCAGUGAGAUGGGCCCCGAUUUUGCCCACCCCUUCCUCCUUCCCAGGUGGCGUGUCCCUGGGACCUGGGGCCCGGGGCGAGGCCCGGAAGCACUGGAGCGACUGUCUGCAGCAGCCGGACGCAGCCCUGGAACGCUGGCACACCCUGACCAGCGAGCUGCCCCCAGCGGCUGGGGCCCUGCCCUCAGCCUGAGUGGGACCGCACCUGCCCUGCACAGGCCCCUCGGGCCGGGUCCAGUACCCGACCUUCGCACGAGUGUGUUGCACGUUUACACGGGGUAGAUGCCCCGCCCCCACUACCUGUCUUAUUUUGUGAGAGUCCCCGUAACCGUGGGUCUGUCUUCUUGUGAGGGACCGUGAAGAUCUAUAUUCACAUAUGCAAACUUCCUCCUGCCUGACUGCUACCAUGCAAAUAUGCAAACACCCAUCCUGU